Gilbertella persicaria is the source of this 1234-nucleotide messenger RNA. RefSeq names its product glycoside hydrolase superfamily. Gene Ontology annotation, biological process: glucan catabolic process. Gene Ontology annotation, molecular function: beta-glucosidase activity. Bases 18 to 1163 code for a protein of 381 amino acids. Lineage: Eukaryota; Fungi; Mucoromycota; Mucoromycetes; Mucorales; Choanephoraceae. The record is from RefSeq and is a predicted model, not a curated record. Gene Ontology annotation, cellular component: cell surface; extracellular region. The transcript has a single exon.
UUUUCUUCUUUUAAGUAAUGGUAUCUUUUUGGCAUCCAAUUAUUGGAUGCAUUGGUAUUAUCUCCACUGUUAUGGUCGUCAGUACAAAUGCUUCCCCUGUCUCGCAUGAAAAACGCGAUGGUACUGCUUACAAUUACUGGACCACAAAGGCUUUCGGUGCCAAUUUGGGUAAUUGGCUUAUCCUCGAAAAAUGGAUGGGCUCUUCCAUCUUUGACAAAUAUGCUCCUCAGGCUACUGACGAAUGGACGUUCUCUCAACAAGCAUCUAAUCCUGCACAAGCAUUGCAAGAGCAUUGGAAUAGCUGGGUUACUGAAGAUGAUUUCAAGAAGCUAGCAAGUGUCAAGGCCAAUCAUAUUCGUAUUCCUGUAGGCUAUUGGGCAUUUAUCAAACCUGAUGCUGGAGAACCUUAUGUAUUUAGUGGUCAAAAAGCGCAAAUUGAACGUAUUCUUAGUUAUUGUAAUACUUAUGGUAUGUAUGCCGUUAUUGACCUGCACGGUCUCCCUGGAUCUCAGAAUGGUGAAGAUCAUUCAGGCCAUUCGGGUUCUAUCGGCUUUUACUCGGAUUACAAUAUUCAACGUGGUCUCAAGACUGUUCAAGCUGUUGUCGAUUGGAUGAAUGGACUCAAUCCUACCUUAAAAUCCAGAAUUGCUUCUAUCCAAAGUGCCAAUGAACCAAGAGUAUCAGGAAACCAACUUAGUAUUUUGAAGAACUAUUAUCAAAAGGCUUUCAACAUUAUUAAUGCUUCACCUUUCAAGGUUCCUAUGAUAUUUCAUGAUGCUUUCCAAGGCCUUGGUGCAUGGAACGAUUUCUUACCCGUACCUGCCAAUGCAGUGAUUGAUCUUCAUCCUUAUUAUGCUUUCCCUCCAAACAAGGACACCAACUCAAUCAUUGGUGGUAUCUGUGGAUCUAGAGCUGCAGCUAAAAAAUUUCAUCUUCCUGUCUUUUACGGUGAAUGGUCAUUGGCUUCUGGUGUAGCUAGCCAAGAGUGGUGGCUCAGACAAAUGAUGGAUACUCAAAUUUCAGUCUAUAAGUCUGGCGCAGGUGGUACCUUUUGGGCCCUUAAAAACGCCAUCAACUCUAAAGAAUGGUCUUUUGAGCAACUUGUUGAUGAAGACAUUAUUAAUUCCGGCACUUUUUCACUUCAUACAAAUGCUCAAUGUUAAUUUUCUGUUUUGUUUUUGCUAUGCAAUAACAAAACAAAGCAAUAAAAAUAAGUGCGUUCCUGUUUAAGAUA